GAAAAUGUUAAAAAUGUGAUUGCUGGGCUGGGACAUGUAAGGAAGAAAAAAAGGAAAGCAAGUGUUGGCAAAGAUACCAGUUUUUUGUACUCACUUGGUGUAACAUUACGCUUGUAAUAUUUCACUUGGUGUAAUAUUAACUCAGCCAUUUAUGCAACAGCUGAGAAGAUGAGUCAGCAGUUUGCAAAACGCCAUUUUUAAAAGCAGCCAAGAAUAAGGGAAGAAAAUGCAGAUUUCUAUUUUCACAGUUGAUGCCUUUACAGAUCAGCCAUUUUCUGGAAAUCCUGCAGCUGUUUGUCUUCUUGAAGAUGUAAGUUUUUGAAACUUGUCUUUACCAGAAUGCUGAUGUUUGUUAGGGAAUGGCUGUGGCUCAGUGGCAGAGCAUCAGCAUUGCAUGCAGAAGUUCCUAGACUCAGUCCCCAACAUCUCCAGGUAGUAUUGCUGGGAGAGAUGUUGCCUGAAACCCUGGAGAGCUGGAGACAUAAUGAGCUAGAUAAACCAAUGGCCUGACUCAGUGUAAGGCAGCUCCCUACAUUACAAAACUUUGCUGUGUGUGACUGGUACCAUUUAUGUCAAUUUUUAGUGAUGCUUUUCUUGACGAAGGAUUGGUUUGUUGUGGGUACAGAAAAUUCCUGUGCUGUUUAUCUGGCCCAGUGUUUUUCAAAAAUUCCUGCCCUCAGGAAACUUUUCACAGUAAUGUCAAGACUUUCCAGGAAGCAUUUCUGCAGUUAAUGUUUCCCUCACUGAAAAAUCCCUGCUAAGUUUUCUAGAGUUUUUUAGAACACAGAUUGAAUUCCAAAUUAGCCUAUUUCAUAAGCACUGGCAGUCUUAUUUAUGAAACAGUUGUGCACAAUGCUUAGAUUUAAUCUGAUUUAGUCAUAUUGAUUUAAACAAAGCCAACCCAAGGUAUUUUGUCACCCAAGUAUGGUUGAAAAAUGUCAGUUGCUACUUUUUAAGGUGUUCCAGCCCCUUCAACAGCAUAUCAUCUGUUUAUGAUCUGUGAUCAUGACUGCAGUGGUACCUCUGGUUACGAACUUAAUUCGUUCCGGAGGUCCAUUCUUAACCUGAAACCGUUCUUAACCUGACGUACCACUUUUGCUAAUGGGGCCUCCCACUGCCAUUGCACCGCCGACACACAAUUUCUGUUCUCAUCCUGAGGUAAAGUCCUUAACUCGAGGUACUACUUCCGGGUUAGUGGAGUCUGUAACCCGAGUGUUGACCCAAGGUCAACAAGGUACCACUGUACUGCUGUGCCACAAUCAAGAAGUAGAAAAUAACCAUAGAUCAGGCAGUGAUCAGGCCACUCCUAUGGAAACUGGACUUGGACCCUGAAGAUACUAACAUUCUAGCCUUCUUGGACAAAUAUUUGAAUGUUUCUAGGCACUUGUGGAUGAUAGUGGCAUUUGAAGAACAAGAUCCCCUCAUUCAGAAAAGCUCCUCCAUAAGAGAAGGCAAUGGAUUGACUCCAAAAAACACAAGAAGGUCAUCAACUUGGUGUCUACAGGUGCCAUGGCUCGCUCAGGUUGACAGUUUUAGAUAAUGUACUGGAUGGACCAGUAGUCUGACUCAGUAUAAGACUUUGUUCCUAACGAGUUCUUUUCCUGUUUGUGCAUGUGUUGCCCACUGAAUUUUAUUUGUGCCUUUUGCCCCUCUCUGUCCCUUGCACCCUUAUCUGCCUUUCUUUGUGCUCUUUGUCUCCCUGUAGUCUCAGCACUUUCUCAUACGUCUGUAACCUCUGUCAAUGAAUUCCUCUUGUGCCUGUCUGAAUCCAUUGCUCAGCAGCUUUUUUGGCUGGUGUUUAAGAAUGUUUGGCCACACAGCUACACUGGCUGUGCUCAGGAGUGCUGUGCCAAGGAUUCAGUAGCUCAAUUGGCACACCAUCUCUCAGUCUCUGGAUGCCCAUUUGCAAAUAUGUACUUGUAUCUUGAAUCAUUAAAUCUUGGACCAUGUAGUGCAGAGCUUUCCAAACUUUUCAUGUUGGUGACACACUUUUUAGACAUGCAUUAUUUCACGACACAGUAAUUCAGUUUUACUAGCCAACCAGAGGUUAAACUAACCACUUUUCAGCCCCGAAAGGAGCGUGGGGAGCGUUCAUGUGACACAUCUACACACUGCAGCUGACACACAGCAACACACAGUUUGGAAAGCUCUGAUGUAGUGUAUAUAUGUGACUUGACCUUUAGACUGUCGUUUGGCUAAUUUUCUAGAGUUAUGUACCCUCUGCAUAUAGUUUUUUCUUGUUUCUCCAUGCCAUGCCAUAACAGCAGGCUUCCUCAACCUCAGCCCUCCAGAUGUUUUGAGACUACAAUUCCCAUCACCCCUGACCACUGGUCCUACUAGCUAGGGAUCAUGGGAGUUGUAGGCCAAAAACAUCUGGAGGGCCGAGGUUGAGGAAGCCUGCCAUACAGGAAGGAUUGUUCCAAAGCUGUUUGUGGGGGGCAGGGUAGUCCAGAUUUCCUCAUCCUCCCAUCUUUUAUUGAUUUGUCUUUUGGGGGGGAGUGGAGGUACAGAGACAUUUUCAUCUCAACAUCACGUUUUCCUGAUUGUUCCCAAGCUUUUGGGCUUUUCUAGGUGGGGAGAGGGAAGGAGCCCAGUGCAAAAGGAUCAUAAUUAUUUUAUUUUCCUGGAUUGUUCCCAAGUUGCUUGAGGCUGGGGGAGUGCAGAGUCAUUAUCAUAAUCUUUAUUAUCAUCAUUAUUAUCAUGUUUCCCCUGAUUUUUCCCAAAUUGAAAUGGGGGAGGCAUUUCAAUGGCAUCAUUAUUAGUACAGUCGUACCUUGGAAGUCGAACGGAAUCCAUUCCGGAAGUCUGUUCGACUUCCAAAACGUUCAAAAACCAAAACGUGGUUUCCCAUUGGCUGCAGGAAGCUCCUACAGCAAAUCAGAAGCUGCGGAAGCCCCAUCUGACGUACGUUCAUAAACUGGAACACUCACUUCCGGGUUUGUGGCGUUCAGGAGCCAAAACGUUGGACUCACAAGGCGUUCAGGAGCCAAAGUCUGACUGUAUCAUCAGUUUUUUCCAACCUAGCCUGCUGCCGGGAUUGUUCCCAAGUUGUUGGGGGUGAGCACAGCACAAAGGCAGAAACAUUAUUAAUAUCAUCUCAUACACCCUAAUUUUGGCAUGAUGGUGCUUAUUUAGUUGAAUGAAUAGGUCCUCCAUAAAGGACUGUGCACAGGGCCCCACAAACCCCUGGGUCAGUUAGGCCAAAAUAAGAAAACACAGGAUUGCUAUAUUUCAAAACUACCACAGGAUGGUGCUAGUUAGUUGUCUGAGUUUGUGGGUUUCUGUUUUGCUUUGCUUUGCUGGGUCAUUCCAUAUCAAGUGAUCCAACUUUUUCACCUCAUGUCAUCCAGUUUUCUUAAUAUUUUGUACACUUGCUGAAUGAUCAAAACUAAGUUUAAAUCUAAAAUUUUAAUUUUUUAUCCAGUUUGUGAUGAACUUAAACUUAGUUUUGAUCAUUCAACAAGUGUUUUUACCAUACAUCCAGAUUUUCCCAGACAUCCCAGCAGUUCCAGUCCUGUACCAUGAACCUAUUUAAGCUUCAUGUGUAAUGCUAGGCUCUUUGUUUAUCACGUCUUUUAUUUUGCUAUAAAAUAAAUAAUACCAAUUCACGGGCAAUUAUUUGAUUUUUUAAAAAUAGGAACUGGAAGAAGGUUGGCACCAAAAAAUCGCAACAGAAAUGAACCUCUCAGAAACGGCAUUCAUCAGAAAACUGCAUCCUACUGAUGACUUUACAAGAAGUAAGACUACAUUAAAAUAAGCGGUAAUUUUUCAGUUGACUUCAGCAGAAGGUAGAUCAUAUCCCCUGCUUAAAAAUAUAAGGAAGGUUGAUACUUUAGUUAGUAGACUAUAAUGUAAGUUGAAGCAAUAAAUACUUGGUGUAUAAACAUUCCACAGAGCUAAUCUGGUUUAACAGUUAAACCUUUUUCCCAAGGAACCCCGGGAAUUCUACAACUUCUAAUGUGGCAGAGUGGACUGUAUUGCUUAAGACUAAAGCAGAGAGAUACCACUGAAUGCUCCUUUGCAUAAAAUCUCUCUGCAAGCAGAAAAGUAGCAGAAGGGGUGACACAGAUUAGAAUUUUUAUUCCUAAUCUGCUAGCUUUCCUACAGAGAAUUAAAACAACAACUCAGAGAUGCAUUAAGAAUGGCAUCUAUCACAUGCAACCUGGAGUGGUGUGACCAACUCUUGCCACCUCAGGAAUGUGCCAUCUCAUUUUGUAGCACAGGCAGUCCAGGGCGUAGUUCCAUCUCAUUUUCUUCAUCUUGGAGGAAUUUUCAUCUGUGGAACAUUUUUAUCACCAAAUAGCUGACACACACAAUAGCCUAUAGAGAGGCUACUGAUUCAUCUUCGCAAAUACCUACCACACCCAUACUUCCAUUUUUAAAAAUUAAUAUCGGUCAUUGGCAUGUUACAAAUAGAUGGGUGUUUUCUUUCUCUUUUAUCAAAGAAAACCACGCGUGUUAUGUGGAAAUGGAUUCACAUGCAGUAACACUAUAAAAGGGCAAGUAAAUGGCUGAAAAUCUGGUGUGAUACAGCCGUAAAGCUACAGGAAGAGUUUACUGUAAACCUGACUCUUGAAUUUUCUUUUCCUAGGUUCCCAUUUUGGAUUGAGGUGGUUUACACCAGCUAAGGAGGUCCCACUCUGUGGCCACGCUACCCUUGCCUCAGCAGCUGUGUUAUUCCACAACAAGAGUAAUUAACAUUUAAGCUAUAAGUUAUUUGCAAAUAUACCUUUCAACCUAUAUUACAGUUAUAUGUUUCUAAUUUUAAAAACAGAAAAUGUGAAUUCAACCCUCACUUUCGUAACUCUGAGUGGAGAAUUAAAUGCCAGACAAGCAGGCGAUCGUAUUAUCCUGGACUUACCCCUUUAUCCUACUUAUCCACAGGUUAGAUAGACUUAAAUUGCCAGCAUUUUUCCAAAAGAUUAGUUAAGAGCAAUCAUUAUAUACAUAUUUAUUUCUUUUCAUCCAGGAUUUCCAGGAAGUGGAAAAGUUAGUGAAGGUAAUUAGUGUGAUCCUUAUAUUAUUUAUUGUGAUUUUAUUAAAUGUAUAGUGAAUAACACAGAGUUUUCCAACAAUUCAACAACAUCUUCCUUAUUACUGCACUGUACACUUUUGCAGAGUGAGGCAUGUCUAACCCGGUAAACCUCUAUGUCGGUGGUUCCCAAUUACUACAGAUCUCCUAUUUUUCCAAAGCCAACCCAUCAAGCCCCUACUUUUGAAAAUUUUGAUAUAUCUGUGGUAGCUUUUGUUACGUGAAUGUUGCCACGGACACCCUGGGUGGGUUACAUAACCCCCCCCCCGGAGUCCACGGGCCACCAAUUGGGCACCACCGCUCUAUGCCAUACACGUUAUACAUCGUUAUGUCUCUUUCUCCAUGCCAUAUUGGCCUGCAUGUAGCAAACAUCCUCUGUACCUCAAAUUAUGCAGAUGCAAUAGCUACUGUGUCCUUAUUGCAAAAUUGUUCCGUUAAUAAAGUAGAGAAAGUCUGUGGUUUGUGGUGAACAGAACUGGGCUCAAAUCUACAUUUGGACAUUAGGUACACUUUGGGCCUGACCCCAACUUUCAGUCUAGCCUACUGUGCAAGGCUGUUGUGAGGAUAAAAUGGGAUAAUCAUGCACACUAGGGGUUACAUUAGAGAGGAUGGGUGCUUGGUUUUUGACAGAUCCAGUUAAAGGAGUAGAGACUGAGCUGCAUUAAUAGUGUCAAGGUACUGUGGGAGGAGAUGAAAAGUGAAUGUAUCUCUCCUUCAGGCUUUGAAAAUCUCAGCCAAAUUAUCUCUGAGCUCUUGGGCAUCAGUCCAUGUGUUUAAGUGUGGCUUCUCCGAAUGUUCUAAACAAACCAGGAGGAAUCUGAGUGAGCAGACAGAAAGCACAUGUAGGCUGCGUGUUCUCUUUCUGUGUUUAUUUGCACCAUAUGAAGCUUGAGCCCUGUACGUCAUCCUGAUGCAAAGAUGAGUAAGCUCUCUCUGCAUCUGGAGCACACACAACUUAUUCCAGAGGGAGAGGGGUUUAAAUUUGGGUUCUCAAAGUGUUAAGAAGAGGAAGUCAUCUGUCUGUUCUCCCACACGUGUGCCUGAAAUGUGUGCAUCCUUUGAUUUGACUGAGAAUGUAAUGCAUCCUUAAUGAUUGUAAUUUAGGAGAUGCUCUAGUUCUUUGGGGUUCAUCCUGUAAUAUUUUAUUACCAGGCAGCUGUAAGUGAUAUGAAUGUUCAAGAUGUUCGCUAUUCUCCUGACACAAAGAAGCUCCUUGUCCGUCUCAGUGAUGCUUAUGGAAGGUAUAUGUGUUUUUCUACAAAUUUCAUUAGGUAUUAGCAAGGCUGGGGAAUAUUUGGCACGCCAGAUGGUUGCUGGAUUGCAGCUCCCCUCAUUGUUGACCAUUGGCUGCGCUGGCUUGGGCUGAUGGAAGUUGGACUCCAACAAUGUCUAGAGGGCCAUAGGCUCGUCAUCUUUGCUAUAUGUAAAUUAAUGUGAACCCCACCUCCCCUCCUUGAUGCCUUAUUCUAUUUGACUGGCACUGCAAAACCCCUGGAGGGCACCAAGUUGGUGAAGGCUGUUGCAGACAUUAUACCAGUACUGGGCACUUGCUCUUACUGUCGCUAUCCUUACUUUAGAUACCCAGAACUGCAGUAUGUUUCAGCUCAUAAUUGUUCUCACUGGCAUGUUUUAGCUUUAAAUUUGCAUACAUAGGAAAAACAUAUUUAAAUGUUUAACAUUCCAUGCUUAACCUCAAGGUCUGAUUUGGAGAAAAUACAAGUGAAUGGCCAAGAACUUUUGCUGGCUGAGAAGACUGGGAAAGUCCAAGGAUUAAUAGUCACACUUAGGGGAGAUUUCCACGGAAAACAUGAAAGCUAUGACUUUUUCUCUCGAUACUUUGCUCCAUGGGUUGGAGUUUUAGAAGAUCCUGUCACAGGUGUGUUUGUGUGUUUAAGCAGCGCUUUGCUCUCGUUUUUAUUAAGCAUAGGGGAAUAAUUCCUGUUGGAAGCUUUACUAUGUACAAAAUUCAGAAGAACUGCUGGGCUACUCUGCUGUAGCAAAAAACAAGAAAAGCCAACAAUACCUUUAACAAAUGAACAAAACGAGCUUUUACUCUCAUCAGAUACAUCUGUUGAGGCAGGUUUUUGCGUAUGAAAGCCCAUGGCACUAUACAUGGCCAAGCAUUAUUUGUUAUAUGUAACUAUAUUGGAUUAACAUGAUAGCUUAAAAAAAAAUACAUGUGUAUAUAGAUGUGCCUAUUUGGUGUUUAAAACCCUUAAGAGAUUCUUGAAAUAGAAAAGUAAAUGAAUCAACAAUAAAAUGGAUGCUAGAUGCUAUAUUGUUCAGGAGCACCACAUGCACAUGAGUGGGUUUUAGUUUUGGUAUAAUUUGAAAGGUUGACCUAGUACCAAUGAAGGACAAAUAAAAAUAAAAUACACCACAAUCAAUCUUUAUAAUGGCUUUUAACACACUCUCAAAAGCUUGGUGUUUAUGGGUUGUUGUUGUUUAAAAAACCAAUUUGAUAAAAUAUGGUCAUCUGUCAAAUCUUCCCACUCUACCAUGUUGAAGAAACAGAGUCCUGGAAGGUGCCAUGCAGGUAUGAUAUGGGUUAAUAAUAAUAGUAUUUGUAUACAGCCUUAUACCCUUGGAUCUCAGGACGGUUCACAAAAGUAAAAUCCCAUAUAAAAAUCACAAUGUAAAAAACAGAAAAUACAUAAUAAAAACAAAAAAAGCAAUGACAACCCAAUAAUCCCCCUUUCCACAAUACAUUUUAAAAGGGCAUCAGAUGUCAAUCAGCCAAAGGCCUGGUUAAAGAUAAAUCUGCCUCCUUUCUUCAAUUGUGGAUGCUUCAGCCCUCAUGGCUACAAGGCAUGGAGGAGAAUUCUAAUGUGUGGAGAUGUUCUGCACAUCCCAAAGGUCUUUGCAGGAUAUUGCCCUUCCCCAUGUGACAGCCAGUUUGCAAAUGAGGAUAAUAAUUCAGCCUUACCUUACUGUGGCAUUAUAAGGAUUUAUGUUUUUAAUGCAUGUGGUGUGCUUUUUUGGUUAUGAUUAUUACAUCUUUUCAUUUUCUUUCCAGGAUCUGCUCAUACUGUCUUAAGUAGUUACUGGUCACAACAACUGGGGAAAAAGGAAAUGUGUGGUAAGAAUCUCUCUUCAUUUAUAAGAACAAACCUUAGGGCUCAGUAAUUUAAUAAAUGUAAUCUGUUAAAAAUAAAAUCUGCAGAAACUUUAAUUACAGAUUAAUUUUUCCUCCUGUUUAGCCAGAGGGUCUGAAGGCAAGCAAGGGUUCAGGAAUGUAUAUGGGCAGAGUGCUGUGCAAGGAUCUCAGGUGUAUUAGUUUUUCCACCCUUGCCAAAAUUGAUGAAAGAAGAAAUUUAAACCAAGCUGUUCUUUCCAGUUUGCGUGCAGCAGGGUAAAAUUACUGUGGCUUUCCUUCUAAAAAUAAGAACCAUAGGCAAGUGAAGAUGAUAUUGGUCACUUAAAAUCAAUGGCAAUGUGUCUUUCAAGUCUGGAUCUAAAGAAAUACAUGUACAGUAUUAUUUUUAAGCUGUUUGGCUCUAGAUGAGUUAAUGUAUGGGAUUUGCUGUCCCCAUAUCUACUUGAAACUGUAGAUCAGUUCACACAUUACUCGGGUGUGGGGUAAUUUCCUGCUCACUCAGGAGCAGGGCCACGCGUUUAGCCCCAUCCCCUGCAUCCUUCCCCCAGACAUGUGUUCCAUGUGGUUGUCUGUAAAGGAAUUCUUAUAUGUAAGACCUUACAUGGGAGCAGGAGCUCGUGCAUUAAGAGUUCCUUCACAGAACUGUAAGUUCUGAAGAGACACUUACUUUUCUUCCAAACUCAAAAACAUUCCUUCUUUGAAGGCUCUUCCCUGGCCUCCAAAGGUGGAGGGAGCAUGAGGAGAGACUGUGCAGCAUGUAACAUGCACAUAGGCAGCAGAGUUUUGUGGGGGACAGGUGGAGUUUGCAUCAUCCCUAUUUGCUGUCUAGGGUGAGGGCUUCACCAUAGCCUGUCAGUGGAUUGGCUCUGCUGAGUUCAGUAGUUCCACAGAGCUUUCCCCUUUCUUUAACCCAUCUGCUGCUCAUUAGUGACAACCAAGCAUUGCAACAUGCAUCGUUCAUGGGGAACACAGAUAAUAGGAAAUAUAAAUACAAGCCUCCCCCCUCUCUUUGUUUAGCAUUUCAGUGUUCUGCUCGUGGAGGAAAGUUGAAGAUUCUGCUUCGGCCUGAUGGAAGAGUAGACGUCAGUGGCCAAACAGUCAUUGUGUUGAAGGGUUUUUUGACCAUUUAAGAAAAUACGCUGAAAAAAGGAGAGAGAGAAAAUAAAAUUAAAUAAAGCUCUUCGUCAUUACAAAUUUCCAUUUAUUCUUAUCGUUGCUGAUGCAGAUGAAUAUUUUACAGAGAAAACGACUACUUAAAUCAAAAGGCAAAAUGGACAUAAUUCAGAAGACAGGCAAUUUAACUGAAGUUUGAUUUUAUAGUUUUAUCUGAUUUUUAUUUGUUGCAUUGCAUAUUUGUAAACUGCCCUGAGACUAUUGUGGUAUAUAAUUUUUUUAAAAUUAAAAUAAAAU
Molecule: messenger RNA, 9539 nt
Organism: Podarcis lilfordi (Lilford's wall lizard)
Lineage: Eukaryota; Metazoa; Chordata; Lepidosauria; Squamata; Lacertidae
Source: the annotation of a GenBank genome assembly